Messenger RNA from Aspergillus homomorphus CBS 101889, 1828 nucleotides. RefSeq names its product chaperonin-containing T-complex subunit CCT8. The transcript has 3 exons. The record is from RefSeq and is a predicted model, not a curated record. Gene Ontology annotation, cellular component: chaperonin-containing T-complex. The coding region runs from base 81 to 1793 and encodes 570 amino acids. Lineage: Eukaryota; Fungi; Ascomycota; Eurotiomycetes; Eurotiales; Aspergillaceae. Gene Ontology annotation, biological process: protein folding. Gene Ontology annotation, molecular function: ATP-dependent protein folding chaperone; ATP binding; ATP hydrolysis activity.
CAGGCCAGUGUUGAGGUAGUGUCCCCUUACUCUCUCCAUUUGGAUAUUUCCCCGAACAUCAGAGGAAGUAUCCCCUCAUCAUGUCAUUGUCUCUUCCCGGACCUUCCCAGGCGGGUCUCUUCAAGCCUGGGUAUCAGAGCCACGAUGCCGAAGACGGUGCCGUUAUUCGCAACAUCGAAGCCUGCCAGGCUAUCGCUCAGACUGUCUUGACGUCGCUGGGCCCGUACGGUCGGAACAAGAUCGUCAUCAACCACUUGCAGAAAAUGAUCCUUACCUCGGAUGCGGCUACUAUCCUGCGUGAACUGGAGGUUGUGCAUCCUGCUGCUAAGCUGCUGGUGAUGGCCAGUCAGCAGCAGGAUCAGGAGAUGGGAGAUGGCACUAACUUGGUCAUUGUUCUCGCCGGAGAGUUGCUGAAAAAGGCGGAGGAAUUGUUGCGCAUGGGCCUGAAGACGAGCGAUAUUGCUCAGGGUUACGAGAAGGCACAGAACUUUGCCCUCAAGACGCUAGAAGACCUCGAGGUCGAUCGCCUCCAGGAACUCCGCUCUCAGACCGAGCUUACCAAGGCUCUCCGCACAGUCGUCGCCAGCAAGCAGUCUGGAACCGAAGACCUCCUCGCAUCUCUGGUCGCAGAGGCUGUUCUUGCUGUCCUCCCCAAGAACCCCGUCAACUUUAAUGUCGACAACGUCCGUGUCGUCAAGAUUAUGGGUGGUAGCUUGGAGCAGUCUCGUGUGGUUAAGGGUAUGGUUCUUGGCAGAGAACCUGACGGUGUGAUCAAGAAGGCUAGCAAGGCCAAGGUUGGAGUCUUCAGCUGCCCCAUCGACAUUUCUCAGACCGAGACCAAGGGUACCGUGCUAUUGAAGAAUGCGCAGGAGAUGCUGGACUUCACAAAGGGCGAGGAGGAGCGUCUGGAGGCGGCCAUCAAGGAGCUGUACGACUCUGGUCUGCGUGUGGUCGUUUGCGGUUCUACCGUUGGUGACCUGGCCAUGCACUUCCUUAACCGCUUCAACAUUCUCGUGAUCAAGAUUCUUUCCAAGUUCGAGCUGCGCCGACUGUGCCGCGUUGUGGGUGCCACACCCCUCGCUCGUCUCGGUGCCCCCAUGCCCGACGAGAUGGGUAGCAUCGAUGUUGUCGAGACCACUGAGAUCGGCGGUGACCGUGUGACCGUCUUCCGUCAAGAGGAUGCCAACGCUGUCACUCGUACCUCCACCAUUGUCCUGCGUGGAGCCACUCAGAACCAUCUUGAUGAUGUCGAGCGUGCGAUCGACGAUGGUGUCAACGCUGUCAAGGCUAUCACCAAGGAUCCCCGUCUGGUUCCUGGUGCUGGUGCCACCGAAAUUCAACUUGUGGAGAGAAUCUCCGCCUUUGCUGACAAGACUCCUGGCUUGCCCCAGCAUGCUAUUCGCAAGUACGCUGAAGCCUUCGAGGUGGUCCCUCGUACUUUGGCCGAAUCGGCCGGCUUGGAUGCUACUGAGGUUCUGUCUCGUCUGUACACUGCACACCACCGGUCCUCUAACAAUGACGAGUCUGCUGAGGAAUCAUCCGCUGAAGAGGGCAGCUCUGCGAAAGAGGAGCCUUUCUGGACCACGGGUGUGGACCUGGAGGCUAGCUCUGCGGCUGGAACCCUUGACGCUGUGGAGGAAGGCAUUUUGGAUCUACUGGCAUCCAAGAGCUGGGCCAUUCGUCUCGCGAGCGAGGCUGCACGGACGGUGCUCAGUGUUGACCAGAUCAUUGUUGCUCGACAGGCUGGUGGUCCUAAGCCACCAGGCCCCAACCCCAACUGGGAUGAGGAUUAAAUGUAAUAUUUAGGAGAAUAUGAUAUCCUUUGGAG